AUGCAGCAGCUCUCUCUCCUUGUCCUGCUACCCCUCGUAGCAGCACACGCCCUCUCCCCAAACCCCGUUUUCACGAAUCCAGUGUCUGUUUCCGGCUUCAAGAUCCCUACCUCUAGGGAAUCUGCGGUCCAAGCAAGAAGAAUACUUCACCUUACACCGCUGGCAACACUGGCUACCGUCUUCCCAUCCGAGAAAUCGCAUUCCCAGGAUGAUGCAGAGACGACAGAACAAAGACCGCAGGGCCUGGGAGGUGUGCCUAUUGGACUGAUGGACUACUUCGCAGACUGCGAGUCCACCGGAAACCCCACCAUCCUCGCCAUCAACAUCGCGACGUCCUUCAAGAACGUCGCGGCCGGGUCCAACAUCUCCAUGUCCCUAAGCUGGACACCGCCGUCUCCACCGCAGCCCUCCUACUUCAACCCGCUCUCCUACUUUUCGCCCAACGACCCUAGGCCCCUGCCCUACUCGGCAGCCUCGCUCCCGCGCUUCUCGCUCAUCGGGAAGCUAGAGCCAAUUUCUCCUGACCUGGUCCAAUCGCUCAAGCUGGCGAAAUGCUUUACCAAUAAGCACCCAGACGCAAAGUACUGGCUCCCAGGGAAUCCGGUGCAUACUAGUACGUGGGUCAGACUGGUUGUCGAAGAAGUGUACUGGAUUGGCGGCUUCGGAGAUCGUGCAUACAUCGGGUGGAUCCCUAUUGAGGAGUGGAAGAGUGUGGAGAGGAGUGAGUGGGAGGGCAUCAGGUUGCCCGGAGAGGAAAAGGGAGGGAAGGGGUGGAUGGACUGGCUGAGAGGGGAGCUGUAG
Messenger RNA from Drepanopeziza brunnea f. sp. 'multigermtubi' MB_m1, 801 nucleotides. RefSeq lists its product as uncharacterized. Lineage: Eukaryota; Fungi; Ascomycota; Leotiomycetes; Helotiales; Drepanopezizaceae. The record is from RefSeq and is a predicted model, not a curated record.